This is a messenger RNA of Brugia pahangi, 3456 nucleotides long. NCBI's taxonomy places the organism in Eukaryota, Metazoa, Nematoda, Chromadorea, Rhabditida, Onchocercidae. The record is from the annotation of a GenBank genome assembly.
AUGGUGAAUAGUGGUAUGCAUUUUGUUCAUCCGGUAGAAAUUAUCACAAUGGAAGAAGAAACCGAUGAUAAUGAUGGAUCGGAGAUUCCAUUUAAUAUUGAAACUCAGGGACCCUUCUUGAAUUUUGCUGACCUCAAAAUGCGCCCUGCUCAUCUGGCCGCUUUUAUCAACUAUCUCUUAGCAAAUGCUAAUCCAAGCAGUGUAUUUUUCUAUCUGAUUACGGAUGCUUAUCAAAAUUCAAAUGCUGUUCCAAAGGAUUUACGAAAAUGGGCUUAUGAAAUCUUUUCAACUUUCUUAAUACCAAACUCACCGCUCUCAUGGGAUAGCAUUGAUCAGUCGUUAAUUCAAAGCAUUGAUAAAAUAUUAGCAGCAACGGUACAAGCAACAGAUGAUGAUAUGGAUCAAUUGAUAAAGAUAUUUAGUUUUGCAAGAAAGAAAUCACUCGAUGAUAUUAACGAACAUUUGGCUAAUUUUCGGCAAAAACGACUCAUAGGAUUGGGAAGUUUAUUUGAUGCAAAUCAAUUGGCAUAUAUAAGUAAGGGUGAUACAGCUAUGGAAACGCGGGUAGGCGAAGCUAUUCUGAUUCGUUCACUGGAAAAUUUGUUAAAUUCAGUUAAUCAGGAUUUGGAAAAUUGUGAAUCACGAUCAUUAGCUAUUAUUUCUGCUCUAGCAACAAUUAUAAAGGUUGUUUUAAAUAUGCGAUCUAAUACGAACGAAAAAAUUUUGGAUCGAUGUCCAACAUUUGUUACAAAAGAUAAGAUUGGUAUGUUCAAGAUGAAAAUGGCAUCCAAACGAUCAAUUCAGGUUAAGGGUCAUCAGUUUAUGUUAACUCCUGUUAACUUGACCGUUUAUUGCUACCAAUGUCGUAAUGCUAUUUGGGGAGUUAAUGCUCAAGCAUAUUUUUGCCAAAAUUGUGAUGUUGUUGUGCAUAAACAAUGUACAUUAUCACUUCCUGAUCACUGUUAUCCGGCAAUUCAAAAGAAAACCGGAGCGAAUAAAACAAAACGCACUGGUUCAGGUGGUAAAUGUGAGACUGAAUCAUUCGAAGGUAGUAGCUCUUUAGCAGAACAAGCGCAUUCAACAUCAAUUAUUCCUGAUAAGGAAUUACAUAGAGUUGAUAAUAUUAAAUCUGCUUCUUCGGAUUCUGGAAUUGGUACAGAUAUGGAAAAACCAGUAUCCCGAUCACAAAGUAUGCGUUCUCGGGCUGAUGAAAUGCAAGAUGGUCGACCUGGUCGAUCAGCAUUUUCAUGGGGAGGCGCAUUAGCGCCACCGGAAGAAGGUGAAGAACGUCCACCACGACGUACACGAAGCGAUUUGGAUAGCGAAGAUAAAGCUUCACCGAUUACCUUAACCAGAUGUCCACUGGAUACUGUUUCCCUGUCAGGUAAGCAAGCUAUCAGAAGUUCAUCGGUAUCGCAUGCUUCCGGAGCUGAUGAAGAAGUUCGCCGACUAAUGGAUAAAAUUGAGAAAAAUUCGUUGAUUGAUGGAGAUAGUGAUCUAGAGGUUGAGACUGAAGUGCCCUCGCUCGAAAGUUUUGUUGGCUGGGAAAUUGUACGACGAUUGAAACCGAAAGAAAAGAAACGGCAGGAAGUUAUUAAUGAACUUUUUCAUACGGAAAGAACACAUGUGAGAAAUUUGAAGAUACUUUAUAAAGUAUUUUACAAACCAAUGGUUUUGCAAAAUAUUGUGCCUCCAGAAGUUAUCAAAUUAUUCUUCCCCAAUCUUGAAGAAUUGCUGGAAGUGCAUGGCAAUAUGUCUAGAAUGAUGAGAAAUAUGGUCGAGGAAUGGAAACGUGAUUGCGAUUUAAAUGGUUUACUGGGUGAUGUCGGCUUACUGAUGGAAGAUUUGUUUGAUGGUGAAAAUGGUGUAAAACUUAUGGAAGCAACUGCAACAUUUUGUCAACAUCAGCAACAUGCAUUAGACAUCUUACGACAACGAUGUAAAAAAGAGAAGGACGAUCAGUUGAGCAGAUUUUUGAUCGAAGCUGAAAGCAGUCCAUUGUGUCGUAAACUACAACUGAAAGAUAUGCUACCUGUUGAAAUGCAAAGGCUUGUUAAAUAUCCUUUAUUGCUGGAAACAAUUGCCAAAUAUACGCAGGAACCAUCUGAGGAGCAAACAAAAAUUUUGAAUAGUGUUAAUUCAGCUAAGAGGAUACUUUCAGCGGUGAAUACGGCAAAACGAAAUGCCGAAAAUUUGAGAAGAUUGGAAGAGUUGCAGAAGCGUUUAGUUACAACAUCUUAUGAUCGUGAAAAUUUCAGCAACGAUUUUCAUUCGUUUAAUCUAACCCAUUACAAGUUGGUCCAUGAUGGACCACUCACUUGGCGUUGCAGUCGGAAUAAAAUGGUUGAAUUGCAUGUUGUACUUCUCGAAAAUGUACUGAUAUUGCUCACAAAAACGGGUGAUGGGAGCAAAUUGCUCCUGAAAGUUCAGGAGCCGUCAAAAGAUACACGAUGGUCUCCCAUAUUACCGUUGACAACGUUGAUUGCCAAAGAAAAAGCAAAUGAUAAGAGAGCUUUAUUUAUUGUAAAUACAAUGGAACGCGGUGCACAAAUCUAUGAAUUAGUCACUGCUACUGCUACUGAACGGAAAACGUGGUUCAAACUGAUCUCCGAUCAAAUUGAUCUCGUCAAAUGUGAAAAUGUCAAUGCACAACCCAAUAUUGGUCCAUUUGGUAUGGAUGCGACAGGUGACGGACAAUAUCAUACAGAUGAUAUGGAUUUCUGUGAACGAGUACAAAUUUCAACUCAUCCACGACUUGUUAGUGCUAAUGAAAUAACAAUACAGCAGCCAACGAUUUUUGAACAUGCUCAACCGAUUUUAACUCCCACAGAACGAUUACGACGUAAUGAUGAAUUAAUUAUGAAAGCUUUGCUUGAUAAGCAAACAAUUUUGGCUGAAUUUCUUCCUGGAUCAAAUAAGAAUAAUCUUGAUGAAUUGGAAAAGUUAACGGAACAACUAACCGGUAUGGCUGUUGCGGAAUUAAAACAACGAGAUGGUCAAGAGUUAGCAAUGAGUGCAAUUGUACAUGGGAAUCGUUUACUUGAUGCAAUCAAUCAAGGUCUAAGUGCACGCAAAGAUGCGGAUGAUUCGAAUAGUGGUGCUUUGGUACUUAAAUUAGACAAUAUUGAAAAUGAUGUGCCAACAGUUGCGUGUUAUAAAUUAACUGCUAUCGCAGCACCUUUAAUGAAUCAUCUGAAAGCAAUGAUGCAAAUUAUUCAAGAUCAACAAAAUGAAAUUAAAACAACCAAACAACAACUUCAUCAAUAUAAAGAACUUGCAAAUGGUAUAAAUCAAACUAGUGAUAAGGAAAUAAUAACAGAGAAUAUUGACUGUAAACCGGUAUUAUCUGAUGCAGAAACGGAAAGGCGUAAACGAUUACAGACUAAGCGACAACGUAAUACAGCAGUAACCCUUUCAGCAGCAUCGAUAUAUCCUCAUUCUCCGACAAAUAGUUGA